CUGUUUGAUGGUCAAACCCGCUGAACCCCCACCGAUGGAGCGCGCCGAUGGAGCAACCAACCGCGGCCAAGCGCGCGAAGACCGGGGCCAGCGGCACACCGGUCUUCGUGUGCGAGUACCACGAUGAGGCCCUGCGGUGCUUGCACUUUGGCAUCCGCCGCCGCAAGGUGCCCUUUGAGGGUCUCACCAUGGUCCACUUCGAUGCGCAUCCGGAUCUGUCGGCCUCCACCACCCUGCCGGCGGAGCUGAUCUUGGAAGACCCCCACCAGGUGUACUACGCCUUGCGAAACGACGUGGCGGGCAUUGCGCAGUGGAUUCUGCCUGCAGCCUAUGCUGGACACUUGAGCUGUGUUUGGUGGCUACGCCCUGCCUGGGCGCAGCAGAUCGCCGAUGGCGACUACCGUGUUCAGGUGGGACGCGCCCUGGCGCCGGUGAAGGCCGUGCGCCGAGCCGCGCAAGGCCCAGAGGCAAAGCGUUUGCCAACGGAGAAGGUGCCCGAGAAGACACUGGAAGAGCCGGCGCAGGUGGGCGAGGUGGACAUGGUGGAAUCCAUCAAGAUCAGCUGCGCCGAGCCCUACUUCGUGGAGGACGACAUCUACCGCCCGCCCGCGGAGCUCCGGGCACCGCGGCCACUGCGGCUGGCGGUGUCGCAGCUGGACGGGACGCCGCCCGUGCAGCUGGGCAGUGAGGAGCCGUGGAUUCUGGAUGUCUGCUUGGACUUCUUCGCGUGCGGCAAUCCCUUCCUCACCCAGGCAACGUGGUCCCCCGCGCGUUCACCCGAAAGGUCGCACGUCCGAAGAACGCGGCCUGGAGGUCCGUGCGGAGAUCGCACGACCCUUCAGCGAGGUGCUGAACGCCGCGAGCUUCCGGUCAGGCUCUGUGCUGGACGUCGCGGCGUUCCUCCGCGCGCGCGACGCCUUCGACGCGGCCUAUGACCAGCUGCUGACCGAGGUGGAGG
This is a messenger RNA of Durusdinium trenchii, 958 nucleotides long. NCBI's taxonomy places the organism in Eukaryota, Dinophyceae, Suessiales, Symbiodiniaceae. The record is from the annotation of a GenBank genome assembly.